This is a messenger RNA of Arachis ipaensis, 720 nucleotides long. RefSeq lists its product as uncharacterized. Lineage: Eukaryota; Viridiplantae; Streptophyta; Magnoliopsida; Fabales; Fabaceae. The record is from RefSeq and is a predicted model, not a curated record.
AUGUCUAGCUCAGAAACUGUUGAGAAAUAUUUUACUCGUGUUAUAGAUCUUGUCAAUAAGAUGAGAGUCUGUGGAGAAGAUAUGCCCGAUAGGAAAGUGGUAGAGAAAAUUCUUCACACCAUGUCGAUGAAGUAUGACCAUGUGGUGACUACGAUACUAGAGUCCCACGAUAUGGACACCAUGAAGAUUGCAGAGUUGCAGGAAACCAUGGAAAGCCACAUCAGCAGAAUACUAGAGAAGUCAGAAAAAUCAACCGAGGAAGCCCUGAAAAGUCGAGUGAAUUUAAACAAUGUUGUAGAAUCAAGCCAUGAAAAUAUAUGGUACUUGGAUAAUGCUUGCAGUAAUCAUAUGUCUAGUAGAAAUGAGCUAUUUUCUUCAUUAGAUGAUUCAGUCAAACUAUUAUUGAAGUUUGGUAAUAUUACAAAGAUCCCUAUUAAAGAAAAAUGGCACAUACCAAUUAGAUUGAAGGAUGGUUCUCUGAGUUAUAUUUCUAAUGUUUUCUAUGCUCCUCAACUUGAUUACAAUUUAUUAAGUAUAAGGCAAUUAUCUGAGAAGGGAUAUAAGAUGAUAACUUAUCGUGGAUAUUGCACUGUAUUUGACAACAAUGGAAGGUUCAUAGAUAAAUCAAAGAUGACUUCAAACAGAAUGUUUCCGUUAAAAAUUCAACAUGUUAAUCCCUCUUGCAUGAGUUCUGUGAUACUUGAUGAAAACUGGCUGUGA